AUGACAAGAGAAAAGAAGUCGAGCAAAGAGUCUAUAAAAGAAUAUGUGAUAAUGGUCGCUCGUGUGUUAUUAAUACUAGAAAUGAUGCUAUACACAUGCGUAGCCACACCACUCAGCCAAGACAAAUCACAGGAAAGACCAUUAAGUAUGAUAGAUGAGUCGGGAACAUCUUCUACAGAUCAAGAAAAUAGUGUAGUGCAUGAAAACAGACAAUUUGAUGAUAGAGGAAGUAAAGAAGCAGAAGAGAAAGCAGGCACAACAAUACCAUUUGAGCAAUUGAAUGAUGUCAUAAACACCAGAGGUACUCAUGCUCCUUUAGAAAUGUAUGCACCAGAUGAACACAAGAGCUCUGCUUUUAUAAAAGAGGAAAAAGAGGUAAUGUAUGAUACAAUGAAUAAAGCACAGAAGAUAGAGGAUAUGCUUAGGAAAGUGUGCACUAAAGAGAGAAAGACACUAAAAGCGAUGAAAAAACGGGCCCAAGAAAAUUAUAGUUUAUUUUUAACCAGUAGUAAAGAACUAACAACUGCUAGAGAGAAAAGUGAUGAAUUUAAGAAAGAGUGUACUUUGGCUAGUGACAAAGAAGAUGAUAUAUACAGAGAGAUUGAGAAUCGCUCUAUUGAUUGCAAUACUACUACUUUUCAAAUACUAAGCAGCGAAUGCAAGAAAUAUGUCAUAGAAAAGCAUAGGAUUCUUUUGCUAUAUGCAAAGAUAAAUGAACUAAAACAAUAUCAAAGAAGAAGAGAGGUGAUAUGUAAGAAAGUUUUUAUGUAUGGAAUAGAACCCGAAAAUAAUAUGAAUAUAUUAAUAGAAGAUUCAUUUUACUACUAUUCAAAUAAAGUAGAUAUAGAAAUAGAGUUAGGUAUUGAACUAGAAUAUAAUUUAAAAAUAUUAGCAGAAAUAAAUAAUAUCCAAAGUAUGCUGCUAUAUCCACUACUGAAGAGCGAAGAAAACAAGGAUUUGAAGAAUAAUAAAAAAGAAUUAAUAGAAUUACAUAACACUCUCUUUAAAUAUAUGCAGAAAGAGAUUGGCGGGCUAACUAAGCUAUACGAAGCCCAGAAAGAUGUUAUUUUAAAAGCAAAGAAACUAUUCAGCAUGUAUAAAGCAUACAAUGCGGCUAAUUGUGAGUGCAAAACGCAGGAAAAAGUUUUAGAUACAGUUGAAAGGAUACUACAUAACCUCGAAGAAUAG
This is a messenger RNA of Nematocida ausubeli, 1188 nucleotides long. RefSeq lists its product as uncharacterized. The record is from RefSeq and is a predicted model, not a curated record. The transcript has a single exon. NCBI's taxonomy places the organism in Eukaryota, Fungi, Microsporidia. Bases 1 to 1188 code for a protein of 395 amino acids.